AUUUUUUGUUGUUGUUGAUAGGUAAAUAAGCUGUAUAACGUUCAAUGUAUUAUGUAAUCAAAUGUUCAUUUUCACUGGUGCGUAAAUCAUUUGUCAAAUCAAUGUACUGUGAAGUGACCAAAAAAUAAAAAAGACAAUUUCAAUAAAAAAAAAAUAAAAAAAGACUAUGCUUCCACUUCGACCUUUUUUGCAGAGAUUUCCACCCAGUCCUUCAACGAUCAUGAAACAACAAUUAUGACCGACGGAUAUAACAACGAAGGAAAUGAUGAUUGUACCUACAUCUUAUUACCAAUACUGAUCGGAUCGACAGCGGUCUUAUUUCUGGUUCUUCUUGCCGUGACGAUUUGCUGGAUCAUCCCUCAGAUUUGGAAGCACUUUUCAAGCAAACUUGGGAGUGAUUCACAGAUAAUCCACACAUACUUGGACAUGAGAGGUCGCAGUCCUCAAGAUGAAGAAAACGUGUCGGUAGCGUCAGUUAUAGGCGGUGCCAUGUCACCAGCUCUGACAAGGAAUCAUCCGCAUGAUACGGUAGGACAAUUAGGUGAAAACCCGUCGAAAACCGAUCGUAAUACAAUAAUUUACGAGACCAUUCCUUCAAGCAGUAAUGACAGCAAUGAAAGACACAUUUGGGACAUUGACGAUUUUGGCUAUGUUCUCCCGAAUCCCUCGACCAAUAUGAAAGAAAAUGUUACAUUACUGCAUGAAGAAGAAGAGCUCACUGGCAUCAGCUGUAAAACUUUGCAGGAUGAAGAAGGAUACCUUAUUCUGACAAUGUGAAUGUAUGCUUGUCUAUUAUUGACAAGCAUUGAUUCUGGACCUGUAGGAAGAAUAGAGCCAUCGCAUCAAAGGCUCUGAUUAGAGCAAUUCAGCUUUAUCUUUGUAAACAAUUGUAUUUGUCUUGUCAUUUGUAUGUAUAUCGUGUUGUUUUAUGGAAACAAAAGCCGAACCAAACCAAAACAAUAAUGAAUAAGCGCCUUUAGAACCAAUUGAUUGGAAUGGAAGUAAUAACAGUAAUUUAAGAUUAAAAUAUAACAAUUUCCAUAACAGGUUUUGGCAAGUUGGUCUAUUUA
Messenger RNA from Strongylocentrotus purpuratus (purple sea urchin), 1070 nucleotides. RefSeq lists its product as uncharacterized. Bases 235 to 777 code for a protein of 180 amino acids. The transcript has 4 exons. Lineage: Eukaryota; Metazoa; Echinodermata; Echinoidea; Camarodonta; Strongylocentrotidae. The record is from RefSeq and is a predicted model, not a curated record.